Messenger RNA from Solea senegalensis (Senegalese sole), 1335 nucleotides. RefSeq names its product cytochrome c oxidase assembly factor 7. Bases 237 to 917 code for a protein of 226 amino acids. Gene Ontology annotation, cellular component: mitochondrial intermembrane space. Gene Ontology annotation, molecular function: protein binding. The record is from RefSeq and is a predicted model, not a curated record. NCBI's taxonomy places the organism in Eukaryota, Metazoa, Chordata, Actinopteri, Pleuronectiformes, Soleidae. The transcript has 3 exons.
UUUUUGGAUGGAAACGUUUUAAAUGAGACACUUUUUAAAUGAGCUUUUAUAGCAACUUUACGAUAGACCGUGACUACCCUUGCUGAUAUUUGUAUUCGAAGGAAACGCUGUAGCGACGUCGCUGAUUCAUUCGUCCAACAAGGUCACAGGUCUCAGUGGAUGUGGUGAAAGCUAAGUAGCACUUUAGCCAAGUGCUACACAUGUGAUUACCUAACAGAAAGGUCAACACCGAUAACAUGGCUGGACUUAUCGACUUUAAAGACGAGAAGGAAGUGAAGGAGUUUCUGGACAAUCUGGGAAUAGAGUACAGCUUCCAGUGCCACAGUGAGAAGGAUCCUGAAGGUUGCCAGAGACUUGCAGAUUAUUUGGAAGGAGUGAAGAGAAACUAUGAAGCUACAGCUCAGGUGCUCAAACGUAACUGUGAAACACAUGGAUAUGGAGAGAGCUGCUACAAACUUGGGGCUUAUCACAUCACUGGCAAAGGUGGAGUGAGCAAGUGUCUGAAAACAGCCUACUCAUACUUUAUGCGCUCCUGCCAGGCUGGAGGAAAGAAGUCUAUGGAUGCCUGUCAUAACGUUGGCCUGUUAGCCCAUGAUGGACAAGCUAUGGAAGGAGGUCCUGACAUCACGGCAGCGCGGCAGUAUUAUGAGAAAGCCUGUGCCGGUGGCUUCGCUCCUUCCUGCUUUAACCUCAGUACUAUGUUCAUUGCGGGCAAUUCCAAAGAUAUGACACAGGCUUUGAAGUACGCCAACAGAGCUUGUGAGCUGGGACACGUGUGGGGUUGUGCCAAUGCAAGUCGCAUGUACAAACUGGGCGAUGGUACAGAGAAGGAUGAGAAGAAAGCAGAGGAGCUGAAAAAUCGAGCAAAGGAGCUGCAUGGUUUAGAAAAAGAACGGCAGCUGAAAUUUGGGGAAUGAAUUUGACACUUCAUUUUGUCAUUGUUUUGGUAUUCAGUCAAAGUAAAUAGUAAAAGUUUACUUUUUGAGUUCAAUCAUACCUAUGAAAGAAAUGUAAAAAGUAAUAAACUGAUUUUAAUUCAGAUUUUUAGCAGUUUGUCAUUAAUUACAGUAUUGUGAAUGUAAUUUUUUUUUAGACGGACCUAAAAAUCAACCAAAAAAAGAUGAAUUCUAGAUCUGGUCUCACUGGAUAUUUUUGAAUGGACUGAAUCACACAAAUGACAAUUUCAUGCUGUAUAUUUUGAUAUUUUAUGAUUAUUAUAUAAUUUUACUAUAAUUAGUCUGUCUGCUGUCUUAGCCAGAUUUUUGGCUAAAGGUCCAAUGUGAAAAUUAAGUGUUGAAUUUUAAUAAAUGGCCCAAGAUGGUGACCUCAAAGCAA